Molecule: messenger RNA, 1899 nt
Organism: Tetrapisispora phaffii CBS 4417
Lineage: Eukaryota; Fungi; Ascomycota; Saccharomycetes; Saccharomycetales; Saccharomycetaceae
Gene: ESBP6
Product: Esbp6p
Exons: 1
Coding region: 1-1899 (632 amino acids)
Biological process (GO): transmembrane transport
Molecular function (GO): transmembrane transporter activity
Source: RefSeq, a predicted model, not a curated record
AUGGUCGAUAACGAGUCAUCACCUACCGACCAGGAAAGUAUGGUCUCAUCGCUAGCAUCCGAAUCGGAGAUAGACGGUCAAGACCCGGAUCAUGAAAUGAACAAAAUAUUGACCUCUCACUUUGACGUAGGGGAUGCUUUACAAAUGGAUGGAAAUGCUUCUCGCAUGAAUCCAGAACAAUCAACCGAUCUGGAGGCCUCUCCAGUGGUAGACAACAUUGAAUCGCAUGACGGGGCACAACGACAAGAUAUAGAGACUAGUUCCGAAGCUCAUUCGGUGAAAAGUAUCGAUUCAAAAGCUCAUUUGUAUGAGGGCCAGAUCGGGCAACAUAGAAUACAAGAAAUUAAAUCGUCGAAUAAUUGCACAGAGAGUUUGUCAAGAAACUCAACAAGGCGUUCUAAAUCGCAACAUAAUGAAGAUAAUCAAUCCAUUGUACAGCGAGUAUAUACUAACCAAACUACAGGUAAACUAGACUUGCCUCCGGAUGGUGGAUAUGGCUGGGUUUCCCUAGUUUGUGUCUUUUUGACAAUGUUCUCGUCGUGGGGUUGUAACUCAAGUUUUGGUGUUUUUUUAGCAUUUUACCUGAACAAUGACACAUUUCCAGGAGCAUCAAAAUAUGACUACGCGCUUAUUGCAGGUUUACCGGUUUUUAUAGGUCAAGUUUUAUGUCCAAUAGUCACUGUCAUCAUGAAAGUGAUUGGCAUCAAGCCGACGAUGUUAAUCGGUGUUACUAUUUCAUUUGCAGGAUUUUUAUUAGCUUCUUUUGCCACUAAACUUUGGCAUUUGUACGUUACGCAAGGUAUGAUGAUUGGUAUUUCGAUCGCUUUUGUCUUCAUUCCAGCUACAACCAUUAUACCAGGCUGGUUUUUAAAGAAAAGGGCGGUGGCAAUGGGUUUAUCAUUAUCAGCAACCGGUGUUGGUGGUGUCGUUUACGGUUUAUCAGUAAACAAACUGAUUCAGGAUGACCACGAGACUAAGUGGGCUUUAAGGAUGUUAUGUAUUGUGACAACUAUAACAUUGCUACUUGCAAUUACAUUUAUCAAACAAGCUUUCCCUACCAAACCUUUAGGUAUUCGAUCUUUUACUGUUAUUAGAAAUGAAUUUGUAAAAAUGUUCAAAGUUAACCUUUUAGAGAAACCGUUUAUUGCUCUAAUAGCAUUCUGGUUCACAUUUGCUCUAUUUGGCUACAAUUUGAUGAUUUUCACUCUCUCAUCAUACGCUGUUGCAAGAGGGUUAUCUUCACACGAUGGUUCUACUUUAACUGCGGUUUUAAAUGCAUGUCAAGCUAUAGGGAGACCGAUGCUUGGUCUCUUAGGAGAUAGGUACGGCAGAACAAAUAUUACAACUCUUUUUACUGUUAUCAUCUUGAUACUGUUAUUUGCCUUCUGGAUUACUGCACAUACAUUUUUGCAAUUAUUAUUUUUUGUUAUAAUGUUGGGAAGUUGUGUCGGUGUUGCUAAUGUUAUGAGUACGGUAUUAAUUGCAGACAUGGUUGGUCCAACGGAUUUCUUACCUGCUUGGAGUUUUGUUAAUUAUGCAGGUUCUGGUAUGUUUUUAGUGUGUGAAGUUAUUGCUCAAGCGUUAGUUGACGAACAGAAUGUUUCAAAUCCAUACAUACAUACUCAAAUUUUUGCCGGUUUAUGUUUUGUGGUUGCUCUAAUUUUAGUCUUAUUAUUAAGACAAAUUAAUGUAACACAGAAGAUGGAGCAAAUAAGGAAAAAUAUUGUAAUUAAAUUAAAUGAGUAUGAAAGUGAGGUUAGCGACGAUGAUUAUGAAGAACAGAAGUUAAUGGUAGCUGAAAAACAGAAGUUGCUUGAAGAUAAAGCACAUUAUGAUCAACACUUGGAAUCGGGAAUCAAAGCAUUUUUCGUUAGAAUGACAUAUCCAAUGAAAGUUUAA